Messenger RNA from Dipodomys spectabilis (banner-tailed kangaroo rat), 648 nucleotides. RefSeq names its product mitochondrial ribosomal protein L52 (gene Mrpl52). The transcript is spliced from 6 exons. The record is from RefSeq and is a predicted model, not a curated record. Gene Ontology annotation, cellular component: mitochondrial large ribosomal subunit. Gene Ontology annotation, molecular function: structural constituent of ribosome. Gene Ontology annotation, biological process: mitochondrial translation. Bases 88 to 642 code for a protein of 184 amino acids. NCBI's taxonomy places the organism in Eukaryota, Metazoa, Chordata, Mammalia, Rodentia, Heteromyidae.
CUCAGAAAUCAAAAUCCUCUGAUUCGCUCCACAUUUGAUCAGUUCUCUUAAUCUGGGGAAAAUAUCAGAAGUGCAGGAGGCGGUAGAAUGAGGCAAAGUGGAUGUUACUCCUCGGAUCUGAAAGUCACUCCCUCCAUUGAGAAGCCCCACCGAGGACGCAUGCGCAGGACGACAGUUCCUUCUCACCCCAAAACCCUGGCUGGCUAUUUCUCCUCACUUCCGCAAGAUGACCCAAGAUGGCGGGGCCCGUCAUUGAAAACCAGAUUCAAGAUGGCGGCUUCCGGUGUCCGGAGGCUGCACGGCGGCGUGUCGGCCCGGGCGGGCAGCCUGUGGCGACUCCAGCAAGGGCUGGCUGCCAACCCUUCGGGAUACGGACCCCUCACGGAGCUCCCGGAUUGGUCUUUCGCAGAUGGCCGCCCUGCUCCUCCAAUGAAAGGCCAGCUUCGAAGAAAAGCCCAAAGAGAGAAGUUUGCAAGACGAGUUGUAUUGCUGUCACAGGAAAUGGAUGCAGGAUUACAGGCAUGGCACCUGAGGCAGCAAGAGAAGUUACAGGAAGAAGAAAAGAAGCAGAAAAAUGCUCUUAAAGCCAAAGGAGCUUCACUGCAGGGUCCACUUCCCAGAUCAAUAAAAAACAACUCGUGACACUUU